AAAUGUCAUACUAUUAUAUUUUACGAAUUUUUACGUUAUCAACGACCCGCGUUGAGUAUUUUACGAGCGCUCGUGUGUUUUGUGUCGGUUUUUGUGACGUAAACGUAGUGAUGUCGGCGCUGGGGGCUCAUAACCUCUGCGCGGCGCGCGUUCGCUGCAUCACGUAACGACGGGAGUGCCCUGAUGGUGAGAAGAACCGCGAUGGUGCUGAGUACCGAGUGGGCGCAGGUUGAAGUCGUCGAGCUGACUAAUGAUGGCAACGGCCUGGGGUUUAAUCUGGUAGGCGGGCGCAGCACCGGGGUUGUCAUCAAGUACGUGCUCCCGGGCGGCGUAGCGGACAAGGACGGGCGCCUGCAGAGCGGGGACCACGUCCUGCAGGUGGGCUCCGUCAACCUCCGUGGCUUCACGUCGGAGCAGGUGGCGGCAGUGCUCCGCCAGGCCGGGCCCGCCGUGCGCCUGCUAGUCGCGCGCCCCGCCGACCCCGCCGCGGCCCUGCGAGCGCCGCUGCCCGGCACGGCGCUUGUACCCACGAAGAUCCUCGGCGACCCGGAGCUACUCGAUCGUCACCUCAUCGAGACUGGCUAUGGUGCUGUGUAUGACCUGUCUCAGUGCUUCACUGACUACAUCAAUGCCCAGAAUGGCAUAACUGAGCCCAGCUUAGUGGCAGCAGCUGUCAGUGUUAUUGGUGAUAAUCCUCAGCAGAUACCUGACCAUCCCAUCAUAUCUGACACCAUCUCACCCACCAUCACAAUCACUGUGCCUGUGGAGAUCCCCAACCAGCCAGAGAUUGAGAUAGUACAUGUGGAUUUGAAUAAGAACGUGUAUGGACUGGGUAUAACAGUAGCUGGUUAUGUGUGUGAGAAGGAGGAACUAUCCGGUAUAUUUGUGAAGAGUAUUAUUGAAGGCAGCAGUGCUGAACAAAGUGGUAAAAUUAGAAUUAAUGAUAGAAUAAUAGAAGUUGAUGGAACCUCUUUAGCAGAUAAGACUAACCCACAGGCAGUAGAGAUUUUAAGAAACACAGGCAUAUCUGUGCACUUAGUGUUAGAGAGAUAUCUGAGAGGUCCCAAGUUUGAGCACCUCCAGCUAGCUAUAUUUAAUGAGGAGCGUCCUACGUCCCCGUCACCGUCUGCAACUACCUUAUCCUGGUUCCCAGUGCCUUCCCAAGCUGAAAAUAGUACUGUAGAAAUUGAACCUGAGCCUGAGUCUAACACUACUAUAGACUCUAAUGUUCUGGAAAUUGUUGAUACACAAGAACUGACACAAGAGCCUACACAGGAGGAGUUAGACAAAAGAUUUGAUGAGCUAUUGGCUGUUGAUAAAGAAGAAAUUAAGAAAAAGUGGGAAGGAGAAGUAGGGCCUGACAAAGAAAUAUUAGUUUGUGAAGUGAGCAAGCUUGAAGGCUUGGGCAUCAGUCUUGAAGGAACUGUUGACGUAGAGGGAGGUCAGGAAGUGAGGCCUCAUCAUUACAUCAGGUCUGUGCUCCCUGAGGGUCCUGUAGGCCAGGAAGGCAGUCUUUCAGCUGGAGACGAACUCCUUGAGGCAAAUGAGUAUAGGCUGCAUGGAUUAACUCACACGGAAGUAGUGAAUAUUUUGAAGAAGCUUCCAAAUAGAGUGAGAUUAGUGUGUGCACGAAGUAGCAUAGACAGUGGUCCCCGUCCACUUAUUAACUUGGCUUCAGACAGAGAAGGGUUUGAAGCAAGGAAGAUUAUAUCUGGCAGCUUGAACAACUUGACCACUCUAGUCAAAGCCCAGUCUGACACUUCCAUCAACACCUCGAGCACAGCUACACUUACUAAUCACUCCGGACAUUCAAAGAAAUCAAGGUCUUUGGAGUGUGUAUCAGGCUUAGCCAUGUGGCAGAGCAAGGAAGAUAUUGUGGAGCUUUUCAAGGGUGACCAAGGAUUGGGUUUCUCAAUUUUAGACUAUCAAGACCCCAUAGAUCCUCAGGGCACAGUUAUAGUUGUCCGUAGUUUAGUGCCUGGUGGAGUAGCAGAGAAACAUGGUGAUAUUUCACCAGGUGAUAGAGUUAUGUCUGUAAAUGGAGUCAGUAUUAAAAAUGCUACCUUAGACCAAGCUGUUCAAGCUUUGAAGGGUGCUCCAAGAGGAAUUGUGAGGGUUGGAGUAGCAAGGCCACUGCCCCCGCAAGAUACCAAGUCUAAAAGUACCACAACACUGAACACAAAGCCGAGUUAAUCUUCAAAUGUGUUUUAAAACCGUACUAGUCACGUUGAGUCAUAUCUGUAUGCUUUAGGGUCUACAUAUCGGAGAGUGUGUUGGCUGGGAAGAAUCUGACAUAUUGUGUAGCUCUCUAUCUCAUUUUUAUCGAAUUUAAAUAGCUUUAGAAGCUUUUAGAUGUUGAUUUUAAUCAGAUAUGCAUCGUUUUAACAAAUACUUUAUAUUGAGUUGGUGAAGGUAUCUCAGGAUAUAUGUCAGAAUCUCUCCAAGGGUUGUUUGGUAGACAUGAUCACAAGAGUGCACGACAGAGCUCAAACUCGUAUGAUACAAUAAUAAUUAACGCUUUACUAGAUAAAUAGUAUUAUGUAAGACACACACAUGUCAUUUUAAAUGCACAUUUUAAUAGUUAUAUAUGUGCUAUUGAAUGUUUUGAAUUCUUGUAUCUAGAUGUUUUUUGUCACGAAAACGGAUGAGCCAUACUUGUGUGGGCAACCAUGCAUGUUGUCUUUGUAUCUGUAAGCUCGGGAACGCUCAGUAGUGCAUAUU
This is a messenger RNA of Helicoverpa armigera (cotton bollworm), 2721 nucleotides long. RefSeq names its product patj homolog. The record is from RefSeq and is a predicted model, not a curated record. Gene Ontology annotation, molecular function: protein binding. The coding region runs from base 184 to 2193 and encodes 669 amino acids. Lineage: Eukaryota; Metazoa; Arthropoda; Insecta; Lepidoptera; Noctuidae. The transcript has a single exon.